ACACUCAAGCUCUCACACGCACGCAUGGCCCCCAUGGCUGACUCGGUGCUCAACCACUCCUGGCCGGCCUUCUCCAAGCUGUGGCUGAAGCGGUGGGCCUUCAAGAGAGGCUCUGAGCCCAAGUCAUGUGUCCAGCCUUUUGACUCUGGAGCUGUGGCUUCAGCCACCAAGAGCAGCAGUGGAUCCUGGAAACCUGAGAACCCAGACUUCUUCUCUGCCAUGGGGGAUGAUCAGGAGGAUGAUUUUCCCAGGCGGCUCAGCGAGAGUAUGGAGGACCUCAGCCUGGAUUUGGGGGCCCUUCAGGGCAGCGAGUAUCUGCAGGACCUGGGCCUUGGGGCCCCUUCCCACAGCCAGCCUGGGGAGACCCCAGACAGCCGCCCCACCGGUGAAGAACCAGGAAGAGAUUCUCUUUUCUCCAGCUUGGCAGGGUCCCAAGACCUGUCAAGGCGGCGCAGCUGGGAAAGGUCGCGGAGCUGCUCAGAGAGCUGGCGGAGGCUCAGCCUCGAUGCCUCAGCUGUGGAUGAGGAACCCUGUCUCCCCCGAACACUGGCCAGCCUUGCUUUGAACCUGCCAGGAGGAGGGCUGAAGACCUGGACUCAAGGGUGUCUCUCUGGGGGCGGGACCCCCGCAGAGAGCCCAGGCAAGGAAUGUGACAGCCCCAAGAAAAGAGGGAGGUCAAGGUCCGUUCCUGUGUCCUUCUAUGAGAUCCGCUCUCCGGAAAUCUCUCCGGGUUUGGAAGUGCCCACUCCACCUGUUCAAGGCCUGGAACCUCCAGUGCUGGAGUGCAUGGAAAAAGACCAUGUGGAACCAGAUCACGUGCUGAUUGUCCAGCAGGUGCUUCAAGAACUUCGACAGUACCAUGGGGCCCGGCAGAGGGCUUGCAUGUCAGCCAGCCCCGGAGGAGCCCACUCGAACCUGACCUGGUUUGAAUUCCUGUCGGAGAGCGAGGACGGUGCUGGCAAGAACGAGAAGAGUGACAAGAGUACCAGUGUGAAGCGCAGGCUGAGCUGCCUCCGCAGUCGAGUGACCAGGCAGAAGGAGAAGGGGAAGAGCCCAGCACAUCUGAAGGACAAGGGCCAGGAUGCACGAGAGAGGCGGGAGUGUGUCAAUGGGCACCAGCUGUUGCAAGGGACCUUCUCCGGCCCCUCCAGCUGCCCCCUGUGUGGCAAACCUUUCUUGAGCUCAGCCUCGCUCAAGGAGCACCCCCGGGGCACCCUCCUGUCCGAUGGCAGCCCGGCCCUGUCCAGGAAUGUCGGUAUGACGGUCUCUCAGAAAGGGGGUCCCCAGCCAACACCGAGCCCGGCUGGCCCUGGGACGCAACUCGGACCAAUCACAGGAGAGAUGGAUGAAGCCGAUUCUGCGUUUUUAAAAUUUAAGCAGACAGCUGAUGACUCUCUGUCCCUUACAUCUCCAAACACCGAGUCCAUUUUUGUAGAAGAUCCCUACACCGCCUCGCUGAGGAGUGAGAUUGAGUCAGACGGCCACGAGUUUGAAGCUGAGUCCUGGAGCCUCGCCGUGGAUGCAGCCUACGCCAAGAAGCAAAAGAGGGAGGUGGUGAAAAGACAAGAUGUCCUUUAUGAGCUGAUGCAGACAGAGGUGCACCACGUGCGGACGCUCAAGAUCAUGCUGAAGGUGUACUCCAGGGCCCUGCAGGAGGAGCUGCAGUUCAGCAGCAAGGCCAUUGGCCGCCUCUUCCCAUGCGCUGACGACCUGCUGGAGACGCACAGCCACUUCCUCGCUCGGCUCAAGGAGCGCCGCCAGGAGUCCCUGGAGGAGGGCAGUGACCGGAAUUAUGUCAUCCAGAAAAUCGGCGACCUCCUGGUUCAGCAGUUUUCAGGUGAAAAUGGGGAGAGAAUGAAAGAAAAGUACGGUGUGUUUUGUAGUGGCCACAAUGAAGCUGUUAGUCAUUACAAGUUGCUGCUUCAGCAAAACAAGAAAUUUCAAAACUUGAUCAAGAAAAUUGGCAACUUCUCCAUCGUGCGGCGGCUUGGCGUGCAGGAGUGCAUUCUCCUGGUUACACAACGCAUAACCAAAUACCCAGUGCUGGUGGAGCGCAUCAUCCAGAACACGGAAGCUGGCACUGAGGACUAUGAAGACCUGACCCAGGCCUUGAACCUCAUCAAAGAUAUCAUCUCACAAGUGGACGCCAAGGUCAGUGAGUGUGAGAAGGGCCAGCGCCUCAGGGAGAUCGCAGGGAAGAUGGACCUGAAGUCUUCCAGCAAACUCAAGAACGGGCUCACCUUCCGCAAGGAAGACAUGCUUCAGCGGCAGCUCCACCUGGAGGGCAUGCUAUGCUGGAAGACCACAUCAGGGCGCUUGAAAGAUAUCCUGGCUAUCCUGCUGACCGACGUACUUUUGCUGCUACAAGAAAAAGAUCAGAAAUACGUCUUUGCUUCUGUGGACUCAAAGCCACCCGUCAUCUCGUUACAAAAGCUCAUCGUGAGGGAAGUGGCCAACGAGGAGAAAGCGAUGUUUCUGAUCAGCGCCUCCUUGCAAGGGCCGGAGAUGUAUGAAAUCUACACGAGCUCCAAAGAGGACAGGAACGCCUGGAUGGCCCACAUCCAAAGGGCUGUGGAGAGCUGCCCUGACGAGGAGGAGGGGCCCUUCAGCCUGCCCGAAGAGGAAAGGAAGGUGGUCGAGGCCCGCGCCACGAGACUCCGGGACUUUCAAGAGCGGUUGAGCAUGAAAGACCAGCUGAUCGCACAGAGCCUCCUAGAGAAACAGCAGAUCUACCUGGAGAUGGCCGAGAUGGGCGGCCUCGAAGACCUGCCCCAGCCCCGAGGCCUAUUCCGUGGAGGGGACCCAUCCGAGACCCUGCAGGGGGAGCUAAUUCUCAAGUCGGCCAUGAGCGAGAUCGAGGGCAUCCAGAGCCUGAUCUGCAGGCAGCUGGGCAGCGCCAACGGCCAGGCGGAAGACGGAGGCAGCUCCACAGGCCCGCCCAGGAGGGCUGAGACCUUCGCGGGCUACGACUGCACAAACAGCCCCACCAAGAAUGGCAGUUUCAAGAAGAAAGUCAGCAGCACUGACCCCAGGCCCCGAGACUGGCGAGGCCCCCCAAACAGCCCGGACUUGAAGCUCAGUGACAGUGACAUUCCUGGGAGCUCUGAGGAAUCGCCGCAGGUGGUGGAGGCGCCAGGCACGGAAUCCGAUCCCCGUCUGCCCACCGUCCUGGAGUCGGAGCUUGUCCAGCGGAUCCAGACACUGUCCCAGCUGCUCCUGAACCUUCAGGCGGUAAUCGCCCACCAGGACAGCUAUGUGGAGACGCAGCGGGCUGCCAUCCAGGAGCGGGAGAAGCAGUUCCGGCUGCAGUCGACGCGUGGGAACCUGCUGCUGGAGCAGGAGCGGCAACGCAACUUCGAGAAGCAGCGGGAGGAGCGCGCGGCCCUGGAGAAGCUGCAGAGCCAGCUGCGGCACGAGCAGCAGCGCUGGGAGCGCGAGCGCCAGUGGCAGCACCAGGAGCUGGAGCGUGCGGGCGCGCGGCUGCAGGAGCGCGAGGGCGAGGCGCGGCAGCUACGCGAGCGGCUGGAGCAGGAGCGGGCCGAGCUGGAGCGCCAGCGCCAGGCCUACCAGCACGACCUGGAGCGGCUGCGCGAGGCCCAGCGUGCCGUGGAGCGCGAGCGGGAGCGCCUGGAGCUGCUGCGCCGCCUCAAGAAGCAGAACACCGCGCCAGGCGCGCUGCCGCCCGACACACUGGCCGAGGCCCAGCCCCCAAGCCACCCUCCCAGCUUCAACGGGGAAGGGCUGGAGGGCCCUCGUGUGAGCAUGCUGCCAUCCGGCGUGGGGCCAGAGUACGCAGAGCGCCCCGAGGUGGCUCGCCGGGACAGCGCCCCCACCGAGAACCGGCUGGCCAAGAGCGAUGUGCCCAUCCAGCUGCUCAGCGCCACCAACCAGUUCCAGAGGCAGGCGGCCGUGCAGCAGCAGAUCCCCACCAAGCUGGCGGCCUCCACCAAGGGUGGCAAGGACAAGGGCGGCAAGAGCAGGGGCUCUCAGCGCUGGGAGAGCUCAGCGUCCUUCGACCUGAAGCAGCAGCUGCUGCUCAACAAGCUCAUGGGGAAAGAUGAGAGCACCUCACGGAACCGCCGCUCGCUGAGCCCUAUCCUGCCCGGCAGACACAGUCCUGCGCCCCCACCAGACCCUGGCUUCCCCGCCCCGAGCCCACCGCCAGCUGACAGCCCCUCCGAGGGCUUCUCUCUCAAGGCCGGGGGCACAGCCCUCCUGCCCGGGCCCCCAGCUCCCUCGCCACUGCCGGCCACACCACUCAGCGCCAAGGAGGACGCCAGCAAAGAAGACGUCAUCUUCUUCUAAAAGGGCCGUGACUCAAGCUUUCUCAAGGCACGACAGGCCCCCUCUUCCUCAUCUUGAUUUGGAUACAAGACGCCAGCUGGCAGGCAGGAGGUGCUGCUGAAGCCCUGCACGGCCCCUGAAAACUGUCACGGCUCAGGAGCUCCAGGCUGAGGCCUGGGGGACCUCGCAUCAGUCCCUCCACCCACCCUGCCCAUGGGUUUCACCACAGGCAGCUCCAUGAGAGCCCCGGCCCCUGCCCUGGCGGCUUCUGCUUUGCGGGAAGGGCCCUCCGUGGGCUCUGGCUGUGUCCCUGUGCUCUUCCGGCAGUGUCAGGGGGUAGUGGCCUCGGCCUGGCCGCCGGCCCGGGCCGCCUGGUACAUGCUGAGGAUUGAGGAGAUGGUGCCCAUGAGGCCCACUAGCCACGGCGGGAAGCGGCCGGCCCACAGCACGCCCCGGGGCAGCCAGUGCACGGCGUUGGCCAGGUCGGCCAGGUUGCUGAGAAGUGACAGCGCCUCCGACUGCAUCUGCGCCUCCAUGGCCCUCCGCUUGCCCCGGGGCAGCGGGCUGUGGGGCAGAGAGGGGCCGCUUACACUCACGCUCACACCUGCCUGCCCUUCCCAAGCCCCUGAAUGCCCUGUGUGGCCUGGCAGCCCUGAGCCCCUGCCUGUGAGUGGGAGGAGCUGGCAGGACUGAGGUGGCCUCCCUGACCAUCCACAGAGACUGAGUCCCCAUCACCCCCCCGACCCAAGCACGAACAGGGCAGGAACCCGGGUCCAAGUCCUCAAAUCCACACCUCACUCCUCGUCCUGAACACCCAGAGAUGGGGAUUCCUUGUGAAAAACAGAAAGCACAAAUGCACUUUGGGAGGUGUGGAGGGAAGGGGGAACCCCCAGGAGCGUGGCCUGUGCCUGCCCGGCCUUUCUUUAUCAGGAUGACACAGUGACGAUAAGCCUGGCCAAUAUGGCGAGACCCCAUCUCCACCAAAAAAUAAAAAACAAAAUUAGCCAGGCGUGCUGGCCCGUGCCUGUAGUCCCAGCUACUCGGGAAGCUGAAACAGGAGGAUCAGUUGAGCCCAGGAGGCAGAGGCUGCAGUGAGCCAAGAUGGCACCACUGUGCUCCAGCCUGGGCAACAGAGCAAGACCCUGUCUCAAAAAACAAAAAGAAAAAGCAACAGUAACAAUGGCCAUGGCCUUCGGGAAAUUGAUCAUUCUCUCCUGCUGGGGGCGCAGCCAUGAAGGCUCAGCCCUGGAGUCCCCGCUCAAGCAAGCCUCAGUUUCUCCAUCUGUAAAAGGUACCGCCACCCACCAGAGGCUGUGAUGACUCCCCCAUGACCUGAGCACAACAGUCCCCAGCAUGGGCCUGCACAGGGGUGGCUGCGAGCCGGGAUCCCACGCCUGCUGGAGGGAGUGGGCCUCCCUGCUGGGUGAUCACGGGCUCCUACCUGGUGAAGGGCGCCGUGGGGCUCCGCAGCCUCUGUCUCAGUUUCAGCAGCAUCCACAGGGACCUGCAGCACCAGAGCCCGAGGGAGGAUGCCCCGGCGGGGAGCAGGAGGGUUAGCUCCACAACGCUGGCCCCGGACAUACAGUCUGGGACAGGUGCUGCAUCUCGGAUAAACGGCCUGCCCUCUCCCUGCCCCCACAGUCCCACACCCUCCUGGCUGUGCCUCAUGCUCCCGGGGACUCAUCUCUAACACGGCCCCGUCCCACCCGGGACAUCGUCCUGCACUUCUGACGUGGCCAUCCAGGGCCUGGCCCAGCCUCUGCAAACCACUGGCAAGUGCUCAAAGGAACAUCAAGCCCCGUGAGGUGUUCACAGCCUGGCAGGGAGUCCUACACAGAAAAGGAUGCCAAGAGGCCCGCAGUUGGACAGGCGUGGGGACGCCGUUUCCCCUCCGGGCCUCAGCUGCCUUGUCUGCUCUGUGUGGAAAGGUCCAAAUCAGUGCCAUGCCAGCACCCCCUGCACACACACCCCGGACAUUGGCUGGACCUGUCUGGAUGAUCCCCUGGGCCCCCAGGGCUGGCAUCUGCAGGCUGAGGAAGGGGCUACCCAGUGGGCAGCCUCUGUGCUCCCAGCAGGCUCUGCAGCCGUGCAUGGCACCCACCCGGGCCAGUCCACCAGGCACCUGCACUCUCCAGCCUCGGCCGUGGGGUGUGCCGGGUUGUGACUGUGACAGAAUGGGCAGGGCCUGGUCACAACUCCUCUGGCCACUGGGUACCCAGGGUGCAGGAUGCAGGAUAGCGCCAGUGGCACAGCAGGUGGGAGCCUCCUGGGGGGCUAGGGAAAAACACUGAUUCCUGGGCUCCCCAGACCCACAGAAUCAGAAGCUCUGGGCCAAGCGCGAUGGCUCACACCUGUAAUCCCGGGACUUUGGGAGGCCAAGGCCGGUGGAUCACCUGAGGUCAGGAGUUCAAGACUAGCCUGGCCAACAUGGUGAACCCCUGUCUCUACUAAAAAUACAAAAAUUAGCUGGGGGUGGUGGUGGGCGCCUGUAAUCCCAGGUACUCGGGAGGCUGAGGCAGGAGAAUCACUUGACCCCGGGAGGUGGAGGUUGCAGUAAGCCAAGAUCGCACCACUGCACUCCAGCCUGGGCGACAGAGGAAGACUGUGUCUCAAGAAAAGAAUCAGAAGCCCUGGGCGCCGGACCCAGGCAUCUCCAUUUAGCAACCUCCUGGCUGAUGCUCCGGCAGCCCUGGGCCUUAGGGCAGAUGUCUGGUCAUGAUGAGCACACAUGGAAUGCUCUCCACCCACUCCCCCUGCUCACUGCAAAUCCAGAGAAAUGAUGAAAAACCACAUGCCCGAAACAAGAAUGCCGCAGCAGGCGGGGCACACAGGACUUCGAUGGCCGUGAAACAAUUCCAUUUGAUUCUGCAAGGGGGGACACGUGUCAGUGUCCAAACCCAUAGGAUGCCCAAAACCUAGCGUGAACCCUAACGUGAGCUACUCACUUGGGGUGAUGAUGGAUCCAUGGAGGGGCAUCAGUUGUAACAAAUGCACCAUGUGGAUGCUGCCAGUAGUCGGGGAGGCUGUGUGUGGGGGUAUAUGGGAGCUCUCUGAACGUUAUGCUCAAUUUUGCCAUGAGCCUAAAACUGCUCUAAAAAAAUAAAGUCUGGGCCGGGA
Molecule: messenger RNA, 7401 nt
Organism: Homo sapiens (human)
Lineage: Eukaryota; Metazoa; Chordata; Mammalia; Primates; Hominidae
Gene: ARHGEF18
Product: Rho/Rac guanine nucleotide exchange factor 18
Exons: 30
Coding region: 25-4305 (1426 amino acids)
Biological process (GO): small GTPase-mediated signal transduction
Cellular component (GO): cytoplasm; plasma membrane; apical plasma membrane
Molecular function (GO): guanyl-nucleotide exchange factor activity
Source: RefSeq, a predicted model, not a curated record